AUUGUUGUAUAGUUGUUGGGUGAUUCUGCUUAUGAUUAGAAUUUACUUUUCUGGAUUCUGGCUUAGUAGUUUCUUCUCAGUGAUCCGGAACUCAUUUCAUGGGGGCUGGGACGAUGGUGACCGCAGCCGGAGCGGCGGCGAUGCUUUACUAUGUAUUGACUAGGAGCCUGGCGAGGAAGGCUGAAGAAAACGAGGUUCCUAACGGGGAUUUAUCGAAAUCCAGCAGACCGUUACGGAGGAGAAGGCUUGCGCGAAGGCCGGCUCAGCCUCCGGCGACUCUGUUAGAAUCGGUUAUUAUGUUAUCGGAAACAUUGAGGUUCACCUAUUCGGAGACUUUGGGUAAAUGGCCCAUCGGUGACUUGGCAUUUGGCAUUAAUUACUUUAUGCGCAAACAGGGUAAUUUACGAGUUGCAAGUGUAUAUGCGGGAAGUGAUUGUGUUCAACUUAAAGGCUCCGAAAUUAUGGCGGAGUUGCAUGAUCUCUUGAGGUUGUUGACAAUGUGUAUGCUUUUCUCAAAGAAGCCAUUUCCGUUGUUUUUGGAGUCUGCCGGAUUCUCCUUGGACGAUGUCCUUCUGCAGAAGCCCAAAGCAGGGCUUCUAAGACCUGCUUUCACAAUUAUACGUGAUGCAACAUCAAAAUGUUUUCUACUUUUGAUUCGGGGUACUCAUAGUAUUAAAGACACACUGACGGCUGCAACUGGUGCUGUGGUGCCCUUCCAUCAUUCGGUUUUAAAUGAUGGUGGAAUUAGCAACUUAGUUUUAGGAUAUGCACACUGUGGUAUGGUUGUUGCAGCUCGUUGGAUUGCAAAGCUCUGCACUCACCUGCUCAAGGCCAUCGGUGAAUCUGACUUUAAUGUAAAGAUUGUCGGGCACUCCCUUGGCGGCGGCACUGCAGCACUGUUAACAUAUAUCCUGAGAGAACAAAAAGAAUUCUCUUCAGUUUCCUGUGUCACAUUUGCCCCAGCUGCCUGUAUGACAUGGGAGUUAGCAGAAUCAGGGAAGCACUUUAUCACCACUAUUAUAAAUGGCUCUGACUUGGUGCCUACCUUCUCAGCUUCCUCUGUUGAUGAUCUCCGUGCUGAGGUUACUGCAUCAUCUUGGUUGAAUGAUCUGCGAGAUCAGGUUCACCGUACGAAGGUCCUGAAUGUUGUCUGUCGCUCUGCAACGGCACUUGGGUCGCACAUACCUUCAAUAUCGAGUGCAAAAGCUAGGGUAGCUGGUGCAGGUGCUAUUCUGCGGCCAGUAACCAGUGGCACUCAGGUUGUGAUGAAGAGUGCGCAAAGUGUUGCUGAAGCUGUUGUCCGAACUCGAUCGUCUUUAUCAUCAUGGUCUUGCAUUGUUAACCCAUCAUCUAGCUCCGAAAUAGAGAACUUGGCUGGUGAUGCUUCUCAAAUAUCUGAGGGGAGAACUGAAUGUGUUUUGACUGAAGUCAUGGAGAUUGAGCCAGUGCUGCAUAAAGUUGAUCAUUGUUACUCAAUCAGAGCAUCGAGCUGCCAUGACGACACAGAUGAAGAGGAGCAACUCAUUCCCGGUAAUCAAGGCGCCACCACUUCCACCAUUGAUGACAUCACUGAAGGCCAAUUGUGGUGUGGGCUGGAGAAGGAACCUCAGAAGCCGGAUAACACACUGAACAUUGCCCUGGAAGAAGAAGGGGCAGCCGCAGCUAAAGAGAUAACAGAGGAAGAUAAUCAGCUUCUUGUUGAUGUUUCAGAAAGCAGCAACUCAAGUACAUCUUCCAACAACUCAGAUAGCCAUCGCUUUUAUCCUCCUGGGAGAAUCAUGCAUAUUGUGCCUGUACCUUGUGAGGCAUAUUCAGACUCAAUUUCUGAUGAUCCUGUUGAGGAACGCGUCUGUUUAUAUGAAACACCCAGAGAGCUGUACAGCAAGCUCCGACUCUCAAAAUCAAUGAUCAAUGAUCAUUAUAUGCCUAUGUACAAGAAGAUGAUGGAACAGUUAAUUCGAGAACUCGAGAAAGACAGCAGUUGUGACACAACAAUGUAAAACCGGGGGGGAAAAAAAGCCCCAAUGGAAGAUAAAAAUUCAAGUUUACUCCUUACAUUCCUUC
This is a messenger RNA of Neltuma alba, 2064 nucleotides long. RefSeq lists its product as uncharacterized. NCBI's taxonomy places the organism in Eukaryota, Viridiplantae, Streptophyta, Magnoliopsida, Fabales, Fabaceae. The record is from RefSeq and is a predicted model, not a curated record. Gene Ontology annotation, biological process: lipid catabolic process.